GUGGAGCUCUGUCUUCAACUGAAGAAGAGGGUAUAGGAGGGCCACAAACCAUCAUUCUCUCAUUAUCUCUUUGGCCUUAUCGCUCCUUCCAGCUCUGUUUAUUCUCUCUUUCUCUUUCUCUUUCUCUCCACCCCCCCCCACCUCUAUCGUCUCUCAUCUGUCACUACACACAGUGAAAAGUUUUCCGAAGCUCCUUGUCUUGUUUCCGAAGGUCUUGUUAGAGCAGCAAAGCCUCUGUGGAAUAUCAUAACUCCGUGUUCUGAAAUUUUUAUCAAAAGGAAAUGCUGAGGCACAAUCUUGCUUCCGAGGAGGAGGAAGCACAGAUCGACUUGUCGGUCCUCGUCAGUGCAGAAGGGAAAGGCUCUCGUCGUGACAUUUUGAGAGCGGCUCUCUUGAACUGAGGCUUGAUCUCAGUGCCUGCCUCAGUACAGAAGUGUGACGGGAGUAAACGUCCGGCCCCAGAAGGAUGCCCAGGUGGGGCGGGACGGCAUGCGGAGGAAGGACUGGCACGACUACGAGGCAAUCAGGAGAGAUGCUGCUCGCUCUGGUAACGGGGAGCAGGGUAAGCCCUUUCCUCUGACGGACACUGACCGGGUGGACCAGGCCUACAGGGAGAAUGGGUUCAACAUCUAUGUCAGCGAUAGGAUCUCCCUCAACCGCUCUGUCGCAGACAUCCGACACCCAAACUGUAAACAGAAGCUGUAUGGAGAGAAGUUGCCCAACACCAGCAUCAUCAUCCCAUUCCACAACGAAGGUUGGUCGUCCCUGCUCAGGACAGUACACAGCGUGCUCAACCGCUCUCCCCCUGAGCUCAUCGCUGAGGUCAUACUGGUGGACGACUUCAGUGACAAAGAGCACCUAAAGGGGUCUCUGGAGGAGUACAUGGUGCGGCUGCCCAAGGUGAGGAUCCUGCGCACCAAGAAGAGGGAGGGUCUCAUCAGGACCCGCCUGCUGGGGGCGGCGGCGGCCAAUGGAGAGGUCAUCACCUUCCUGGACUCCCACUGUGAAGCCAACAUCAACUGGCUGCCCCCGCUGCUGGACCGUAUCGCCGAAAACAGGAAGUCCAUCGUGUGUCCGAUGAUCGACGUGAUCGACCACGACAACUUUGGCUACGAGACGCAGGCGGGCGAUGCCAUGCGAGGGGCGUUUGACUGGGAGAUGUACUACAAACGCAUCCCCAUCCCCUCGGAGCUGACAAAAGAGGACUCUAGCGAACCCUUCGAGUCUCCUGUGAUGGCUGGCGGACUCUUUGCCGUGGACAGGAAGUGGUUCUGGGAGUUGGGAGGAUAUGACACGGGACUGGAGAUCUGGGGAGGAGAGCAGUACGAAAUCUCUUUCAAGGUGUGGAUGUGUGGCGGCCGUAUGGAGGACAUCCCGUGCUCCAGGGUGGGUCACAUCUACAGGAAGUACGUCCCCUACAAGGUCCCUGGCGGGGUCAGCCUGGCUAGGAACCUGAAGCGAGUGGCCGAGGUAUGGAUGGAUGAAUAUGCAGAGUACAUCUACCAGCGGAGGCCAGAGUACAGGCACCUGUCAGCAGGAGACAUGACAGUGCAGAAGGACCUGAGGAACAGCCUCAACUGUAAGAGCUUCAAAUGGUUCAUGACAGAGGUGGCCUGGGACCUACCCAAGCACUACCCACCUGUGGAGCCCCCUGCUGCCGCCUGGGGAGAGCUGCGCAACACAGGCAGUGGCAUGUGCAUGGAGAGCAAACACUUUUCGUCUGGGUCGCCCGUCCGCCUGGAGACAUGUCUGAAGGGGCGGGGUGAGGCCGGGUGGAGCCAUGGACAGGUGUUCACGUUUGGCUGGCGGGAGGACAUCCGGGUGGGGGGCCCCAUGCACACAAAAAAGGUCUGCUUCGAUGCCAUCUCUCACAACAGCCCUGUCACCCUGUACGACUGCCACGGCUUGAAGGGUAACCAGCUGUGGCGCUACAGGAAGGAUAAAAGUUUAUACCACCCCAUCAGUAACAGCUGUAUCGACAGCAACCCCACAGAGAGGAAGGUGUUCAUGAACACGUGUGACCCCAGCGUCCCCAGCCAGCAGUGGGUGUUUGAGAAGACCAACACCACCAUCCUGGAGACGUUCAACCGCAAUAGCAACUGACACCUGUAGGGGUCAGCACUGAACCUGAAUACCACUCACUCUGGAACUGUGUUCUUUCACUAAGACAGAAGUGGGAUGUUGUUACUCUAAAGGGGUCAAGGGUGGAAGGAAGUGAAGGGGGGUCAGGGGGAAGCAUUAGCAUGGGCAAGCCAGUCUAGAUGCAUCAGUUAUUGGGCGAUGGAGAAGAGUUGGUGCCUGAGAGGUUCUCUCUGUGGUUGAAAGACUGGUUUUUCGAUGCGGUGAUGGUGUCUUCCUGCGUUAGGGGGAUUAGGUCUGUCACAGCACGGUCAUUCUGGCGGUGGUCCAUCUCAUUUCUGCUUCUCUGUGCCUCUCCCAAACGACUCUGCCCAUACGUCCGUCUCCAUCACCCCGUGUGAGUGUGUCUCUUGCUCAGUCACUUUCCCUCCAUUCCCCUCAUGUGCCGCCCCUGCUCUGACAGCCCCCCCUGAGACUCCCGCUGAGCCAAGCCCAAACUGACACACUGUGAAGCCGGCCAGACCCAACCACUCUGAAAAGCACCUUGUGUUGAUUCGUGUUUUUGUUUUCUUGUUAUGCUCACUUGGCUAGCUUUUUCUCUUUCUUGGUUUCCCCUUUAUAGCAUUGAUCGAAAGUGGAAUUGCGCAACAUCUGUUCAAAUGAAGAGGGGUAAGAAAAACCUCAUCUUUUAGGACGUGUAUUUUCUUUUAGCUCUGAAUGAAUAAUACUUUAGUAGCAGCACUUUGUCUCAGCACUCUUAUCUAUUCGAAGGACUGUGAUUUGAUGCCAAUGAUUUGUCCUUAGAGGGAACAUGUAAGGACUACUAUCAUCAGUUUAUUUUUUAUUUUUGUCCCAUCACCUGAACAGAGGCUCCCGCUGCCUUCUGGGAUGAACCCCAGCACUCUCUGGAAUGACUUCAUCAUGAAACACAUGGAGGUCAGCAGCAUUGAGACACUGAGACAGACCAUGCUGGUUUCUCAAACGCAUCAGGAGUGACUCUAGACUGGUUUGCCCGG
Molecule: messenger RNA, 3095 nt
Organism: Oncorhynchus gorbuscha (pink salmon)
Lineage: Eukaryota; Metazoa; Chordata; Actinopteri; Salmoniformes; Salmonidae
Product: polypeptide N-acetylgalactosaminyltransferase 10-like
Exons: 12
Coding region: 490-2103 (537 amino acids)
Cellular component (GO): Golgi apparatus
Source: RefSeq, a predicted model, not a curated record